Echinops telfairi (small Madagascar hedgehog) is the source of this 7081-nucleotide messenger RNA. It is a transcript of the gene UNC5C, whose product is annotated as unc-5 netrin receptor C. The record is from RefSeq and is a predicted model, not a curated record. Gene Ontology annotation, biological process: netrin-activated signaling pathway. NCBI's taxonomy places the organism in Eukaryota, Metazoa, Chordata, Mammalia, Afrosoricida, Tenrecidae. Gene Ontology annotation, cellular component: membrane. The transcript is spliced from 17 exons. Bases 90 to 2942 code for a protein of 950 amino acids. Gene Ontology annotation, molecular function: netrin receptor activity; protein binding.
GGCUGCACGGGUCCGGCGGCCGCCCGGUGGGGCUUGCCGCCUUUCGCGCGUCUCGGCGUCUCUGCCCCCCUGGCACACCUCGGCCGACGAUGAGGACAGGUCUGCGCGCAACAGCGGCCCGCUGCGGACUGGGACUGGGAUACGUGCUGCAGACGCUCGUGCUACCUGCCCUGGCCCUGCUCAGCGCCAGCGGCACCGGCUCGGCCGCUCCAGAUGAUGACUUUUUUCAUGAACUCCCAGAAACCUUUCCAUCUGAUCCACCUGAGCCUCUGCCACAUUUCCUCAUUGAGCCCGAAGAAGCUUACAUUGUGAAGAACAAGCCUGUGAACCUCUAUUGUAAGGCCAGCCCCGCCACCCAGAUCUACUUCAAGUGCAAUAGUGAAUGGGUUCAUCAGAAGGACCACAUAGUGGAUGAGAGACUAGAUGAAACCUCUGGUCUCAUUGUCCGAGAAGUGAGCAUUGAGAUCUCACGCCAGCAAGUGGAAGAACUCUUUGGGCCUGAAGAUUAUUGGUGCCAGUGUGUGGCCUGGAGCUCGGCAGGCACCACGAAGAGCCGGAAGGCCUAUGUGCGCAUCGCCUAUCUACGCAAGACAUUUGAGCAGGAGCCCCUGGGAAAAGAAGUGUCCUUGGAACAGGAAGUCCUGCUUCAGUGUCGGCCACCAGAAGGCAUACCAGUGGCUGAGGUGGAAUGGUUGAAAAAUGAAGACAUAAUCGACCCAGUUGAAGAUCGGAAUUUUUAUAUCACUAUUGAUCACAACCUCAUCAUAAAGCAGGCUCGCCUCUCAGAUACUGCAAAUUAUACCUGCGUGGCCAAAAACAUAGUCGCCAAGAGGAAAAGUACUACUGCAACUGUCAUAGUCUAUGUAAAUGGCGGCUGGUCCACCUGGACAGAGUGGUCCGUGUGCAACAGCCGCUGUGGACGCGGGUAUCAGAAACGUACACGGACCUGUACAAACCCAGCUCCCCUCAAUGGAGGUGCUUUCUGUGAAGGACAGAGUGUACAGAAAAUAGCCUGCACCACAUUGUGUCCCGUGGAUGGCAGGUGGACCUCCUGGAGCAAGUGGUCUACCUGUGGGACUGAGUGCACCCACUGGCGCAGGAGGGAGUGCACGGCACCGGCCCCCAAGAACGGAGGCAAGGACUGUGAUGGCCUCGUCCUGCAAUCCAAGAACUGCACUGAUGGCCUGUGCAUGCAGAGUUUCAUUUAUCCCAUUUCAACUGAACAGAGAACCGAGAAUGAAUAUGGAUUUUCUUCUGCUCCUGACUCAGACGAUGUUGCUCUCUAUGUGGGCAUUGUAAUAGCCGUGAUUGUUUGCCUGGCAAUUUCUGUGGUUGUGGCCCUGUUUGUGUAUCGGAAGAAUCAUCGUGACUUUGAGUCUGACAUUAUCGACUCUUCGGCACUCAACGGAGGCUUCCAGCCAGUAAACAUCAAGGCAGCAAGGCAAGAUCUCCUGGCAGUGCCUCCGGACCUCACUUCAGCUGCGGCCAUGUACAGAGGCCCUGUCUAUGCCUUGCAUGAUGUUUCUGACAAGAUCCCGAUGACCAACUCUCCAAUCCUGGAUCCACUGCCAAACCUGAAAAUCAAAGUGUACAACACCUCAGGGGCUGUCACCCCCCAGGACGACCUAUCUGAAUUCACGUCUAAGCUGUCCCCUCAGAUGACCCAGUCCUUACUGGAGAGCGAAGCCCUCAACCUGAAGAAUCAGAGCCUGGCACGGCAGACCGACCCAUCCUGCACUGCGUUUGGCACCUUCAACUCCCUUGGGGGUCACCUUAUUGUUCCCAAUUCAGGGGUGAGCCUGCUGAUUCCGGCCGGGGCCGUUCCCCAAGGGCGCGUCUACGAAAUGUACGUGACCGUGCACAGGAAAGAGAACAUGAGGCCACCCAUGGAAGACAGUCAGACACUCUUGACCCCUGUGGUGAGCUGUGGGCCCCCAGGAGCCCUGCUGACCCGCCCUGUCAUCCUCACCAUGCAUCACUGUGCAGAUCCCAAUACUGAGGACUGGAAGAUCCAACUCAAGAACCAGACCGCCCAGGGCCAGUGGGAGGAUGUGGUGGUGGUGGGAGAGGAGAACUUCACGACCCCGUGCUACGUCCAGCUGGACCCGCAGGCCUGCCACAUCCUCAGCGAGAGCCUCAGCACGUGCGCCCUGGUGGGCCAGGCCGCCACCAAAGCGGCCGCCAAGCGCUUGAAGCUCGCCAUCUUCGGGCCCCUCUGCUGCUCCUCUCUGGAGUACACGAUCCGCGUCUACUGCCUUGACGACACCCAGGAUGCCCUGAAGGAAGUUUUACAGCUCGAGAGACAGAUGGGAGGACAGCUUCUAGAAGAACCAAAGGCUCUUCAUUUUAAAGGCAGCACCCACAACUUGCGCCUGUCAAUUCAUGACAUUGCCCAUUCUCUUUGGAAGAGCAAAUUGCUGGCUAAAUACCAGGAAAUCCCUUUUUAUCACAUCUGGAGUGGUUCUCAAAGAAACCUGCACUGCACCUUUACGCUGGAAAGAUUUAGCGUGGACACGGUGGAGCUGGUCUGCAAGCUAUGCGUGCGGCAGGUGGAAGGUGAAGGACAGAUCUUCCAGCUCCAUUGCACUGUGUCGGAGGAACCCACUGGCAUCGAUUUGCCUCUGCUGGAUCCAGCAAGCACCAUCACCACCAUCACCGGCCCCAGUGCGUUCAGCAUCCCUCUCCCUAUCCGCCAGAAGCUCUGUAGCAGCCUGGAUGCCCCACAGACCAGAGGGCAUGACUGGAGGAUGCUGGCCCACAAGCUAAACCUGGACAGGUACUUGAAUUACUUUGCCACUAAAUCAAGCCCGACUGGCGUGAUCCUGGAUCUCUGGGAAGCACAGAACUUCCCUGAUGGCAACCUGAGCAUGCUGGCCGCUGUCUUGGAAGAAAUGGGGAGACAUGAAACAGUCGUGUCGUUGGCAGCGGAAGGGCAGUACUGACCCACGCCGGCUCUGAAGAGGAAGGACGGAACAACGAGGGAGUGUGUCGCUGUCCAGAGGUCCCAGCGGAGGUGGCAGUCCAGACUUAGACCAAUGAGCUCCACAGGCAAGAUCGCAGCGGAACAAGAAGGAAAGCAGACAACUACCAAUCUCCAUGCCCACUGACGCGGACAGCACCACGGGAGUUCACGAUGGCGUACAUUUGUACCUUGAAUUAGAAACCAACCUCAUUUUCCUUGUAGUUGGGCUGUAUGCUGUGUGGUACAGGAUCUUACAGUUUCCUAGGAAACGCUUUUUAUUGCUAUCCAGAUAUAUGGAUAAACUUUCUUAACAAACCCAAUUUCUACAAACGUUGUUUACAUCAAAUUGGACAGGGAUGCAGACACUGUCCAUGGCUCGUUCUAUUUUUGUUCAGAUCGUUUGAAGUUGAAGCUGUGGACGGUUUGUUGUGUCUAUUUCACACGCGUCAUUUCCAGAGAAAUCAGACUUUUGCUCCCAAUCUUGCACCCAUGAAAUGUCUCUGAUAAUCCUCCAUUCAGUGUCCUGUUUCUAGAAGCCGUAGAACCGGUGUUCCCGUUGGUGUCAGGGAAGUGGAAAGUGGAGCGUGAUGGAGAAGUCACCAAGACUCCUUAUUCCUCGGGGACAUCCUGGUGGUGCCCUUCGAAGAAUAAAGUUGUCGUCUUGUAGGGAAGACCGUCACUCAUUCUCAGCCACACACACAAGCAUUUCUUCACAACAUGUGUGUUUGUAAUAUGCAAUUUGAAGUGGUUUUUUAAAAGUAUCCUUAUCACUACCAUUAUUGUUUUUGUUAUCAAUUAGUCUUUACAAGUUAUUCUAGUAAAAAGAUUUUUCUUUAAAUGCUGUGUUGGUUACCAGUGCUGUUAGUAUCUGCUGAUGAGCCCUGCCUCACUUUCUCGGACGACAAGUGAGGGUGUACAGGCAUUGCGUUCUUGACCUUUCACCUUCCUCCCGCCAUGCUGCCCUGGAAGGGGAGUGAAGGCUUACCGGCUUUUUGAGUUUAUUUCAGCGCACUCUGGCAGCCUUUGGCCCGAGUCUUACAAUGAGACGCCUUCUCUGUUCAUGUAACAACAUAGCGUUGUGUGGGCCUCCAUGUACGCCCCCGGUGUUCUGUCUACUUUGGAGGCGAGAUGAUGGCAAGCCUGGCCUCCGGACUGGCAGUCUGGAAGGCCGUUUCCCUUCGGGGCUUGUCCAGUCGGGCAAGUCACACCACCGCAGAGGAUGGCCCUUUCCUCACCUGCAAAGGGAGGGGCUUGGAAAGGUUCUAAAAACUUGUGAUGCCUCUGGUCUCUCUCAUUAGUCUGAAGACUCUGGUUAGCUGUAGCCGGAGUAAUUUAAACAACCCACUGGGGAUUUUUGGUGUUUUGUUUUGUUUUUGUGCUUCCUACCCCCAACUUCCGAUCUUCAGUUGCUCUGGCCUGGAAGAUCAUUGUCCCACCCUGUAACAUAGCGCUUUGGCAUUCGUCUUGUUCGUGUGUGGUUACACGCAUCCUUUCUUUCACUACUAUUUCCUGGUGGUCUCAUAGGACCACCAGCCUUGCUGACUUCCAGCAAGCACGGUUGUGUCGUUGUCUUGGCCUCUUGCCUUUGCAAGGCCGCUCCAGCCGGCUCCUGCAGCAGCAGACCUGGGACACCUUCCUCUUCCUCCUCUCUCCGCCUGUGCCCGCGUGACAUUCCAUCUCACUUUCGGAGGUCAUUUCCUGCACUCAGUCACACAAUUCUGACUCCUGCAAAAUGGUUGUAAAUAGACUACUGGGUGUCAGCCAGGAGUGCCCUUUGGGACCAUUACAAGCUCCUUGUGUUAACACAGGGGCGCACUUCAUUCAGCAGGUGGAGAAUGAGCGUCCACGUCAGCCCAGGAGCCAGAGACUGAACAACAAGUGCUAUUGGGUAUGAAUCAGAGCCUUCAAACCAGAGCUGUGGCUUUGCUUUUGCCCGGGCAGGCCCGAGACCCCUGCCUCAGUCUGAAUGAAGACUUGGUUCAUUCACUUCUCCGCCUUCUGGCCGUACACAUUUCCUCGCCUGCCUGGUGCAGUGACUUUUUGAGAUUCCCCAGCCUCCUCUUCCCUCAUCCUCAAGGAGCUGUCUGUUGUGGAGCCUCUUAAUUCAUGCCUUUCAUUUUUCUUACCUUCCGUGCAAAACACCAGGAGAAAGUCAGAGCUUUCUACUCCCAUAAAGAGGCACCGUCUGGGGAACCCACAGGGGCAGUUCUGCCCUGUCCGCCAGGGUCGCCCUGAGCUGUCCUGGACUCACGGCCAUGAAUGUGGGUGUCUGGAGUGGUAAGCACAUACCCUUCACGAUGUCUCUGUAUUAGGAUUUCCAGAACAAGAAAGAUCUCUUACAUUGGUUGUGGAAGGGAGACUACCCUCCUAUGCAAAUUCAGUGGUUACUAUUUGUACCAAUGCAUGAAAGAAAGAAAAAAGUAAGAUAAUUAAGGAGGUUAAAAGGAGGAGAGAAAGCUGUAGUCUACGGCUGUAUCUUGAACUAAAUCUAAACUUGCUAAGAUUGCUGCCCGGUACCGGAGUAGAGAGGCUGUCAUUGAUCAGAAUCCAGAACAAAAGACGCACCAGAGACGCACCCAGUGCCUGUUAAAAAGGAGCGGGAAGGAGCUGUGCAGUGGCUCCUGAUCAUUCUAGGCAAGGCGUUUGUUAAGGAAAACAAAUCAAUCAAGGAAAGGUCGUCAACAGGGAAGCAUUGGGUGCAGGAACUGGACCCCGUUGAAGGCCUUCUAGGGCUGUUCUUGCACUGAGGUUUGUUGGCCUUUGGUCCAACCAGCAGAAAAGGGCAGAGUGCUUCUUUAUAAGUAAGGUGCCCCUGGGUCCUACGUAUGAUCUUUGUGACAUAUCCUAUCAGGUGAAUAGCCCUUUUAGACAGACAUCACACUACUUACACCAAAUCCUUUUGACUAUGAAUUCUGCUUUCUCUCUCCGUUGGGGUAAACUAGUAUCAAACCAAGAAGGUCUCACAGCUAGUUUCCUAGGGACCCGCUACAUUCCUGCCCCGGGACUUCCCUUCAGCCUCCUGGCGGUGAUCACUUGGAUGGGCAAAAGGAAGCACUUGUGUAUGGUGCCACCUCGUGGUGCGAAGCGCAAGCUACCCUGUUUAAUUCAAUGAAAGCUCCCAGAAGUUGUCUGACCAAGGGAGUUCCUAGAGUUGAGGACUUUCAUGACAUUCAGGAGGACGUGCAGAAUUGUUCCUUUCAGACGUGGUUUCUUGUUCGCACAUUUUUUACCCCUUAAAGUACCCAUCUCAAAUGCCAUUUCCUUCUAAGUCUAGUGCUCCUUAUAAACAUGCCAUUUUAAGUUGUUUUCUGAUCGUAGAAAGGAAUAAAUAUAUUAAAAAUGUAUAUAAUGCCCGAUUAUUACUUUUCAAAAGUUUUCUUGGCAUAUACUUCACAUGCCAUACAAUCGAAUCAUCAGUCCUAUAGAGAAAGGCUGAGUGAGUGACCAUCUCCACAAUCAAUUUCAGAACGCUUUCUUCUUUCCCAUACUCACUGCUAGCACUGCCCACCGCCUCCCCGGCUCUGCCCCUUUGUUGCCAACUGUUCAUCCAGUUACUGUCGCAGUACAUUUACCGGCCCUGGGCUUCAUAUACGGAAAAGCAUACAACACGCAAACAGGAAACAAUCAAAGCCAACAGCAAUGGCUAGGCCCCACAUGGAAAAACCUCAAUAAAACAGAAAGCAGAAAAUAUUAAAAAUGGAUACAAGUUUCAAAUGAGUCAAAAGGGUGAUAAAAUGAUAAGGCAUGCUCUUUUACCCUGACUAAAGCCAAACCCACUGCCACCGAGUCGCUGGGACAGAACUGCCCUGGUGCGUUUCUGAGACUGUGCGAGUGAGCAGAAGGCCCGUCUUCCUCCCCUACCCUAACUCUAGCUGCCGUAAUCAACUUUACAAUGAAGGGUUACUUUUAAGGCCAGGCUUCUGCGUUGUGUUUGGUAGGUUUUGAAUAUCCUAUUUUUAAACUCCUAAUAUUGAUCUUCGAAAAUGUGAGUCAUACUUAGGAAGCGCUAGAUUUGACAUCCACAAAUGGGAAUACAUUGUCUAUGAAGCCCUGGUGAUGCUGUGGAUUAAGUGUUGGGUUGCUAGCCACAAGGCUGGUGGUUCGAACUCACCAACUACU